Molecule: messenger RNA, 546 nt
Organism: Alnus glutinosa
Lineage: Eukaryota; Viridiplantae; Streptophyta; Magnoliopsida; Fagales; Betulaceae
Product: probable methyltransferase At1g29790
Exons: 2
Coding region: 1-546 (181 amino acids)
Molecular function (GO): S-adenosylmethionine-dependent methyltransferase activity
Source: RefSeq, a predicted model, not a curated record
AUGAAGAAGGCCGGCAUGAUCCGUAUCAGGCCUGACCUUGCCCGUGGGGUGGCUACUUCUGCUGUGAGAAUGAUGGCGAGGAACAUAACCAUCGCCACGACCUCCAUGAACUUGAACGGUCAAUUCAACAACUUCAUUGCCGCAAGAGGUGUUGUGCCGCUGUACAUUAGCAUUUCCCAGAGGCUUCCGUUCUUCGACAACACAUUGGACAUCGUGCAUUCCAUGCACGUGCUGAGCAACUGGAUUCCGACCACGUUGCUACACUUCAUGAUGUUUGAUAUCUACAGAGUGCCUAGGCCUGGGGGUUUGUUUUGGCUCGACCAUUUCUUCUGUCUAACAGUACAGAUGGAGGAGGUCUACCAGCCGCUGAUAGAGAGCGUUGGAUUCAAGAAGGCGAAGUGGGUGGUGGGGAGGAAGCUCGAUCGUGGUCUAGAGCGUGGGGAGAUGUACCUUUCUGCUUUGUUGGAAAAGCCACUGAAACAACUCUUGGGAUUACUUUACAUUGAAGAAUUUAGUAAUAUUCAUUACUCUUGGGCAAAAGUGUAG